Molecule: messenger RNA, 1318 nt
Organism: Prunus mume (Japanese apricot)
Lineage: Eukaryota; Viridiplantae; Streptophyta; Magnoliopsida; Rosales; Rosaceae
Cellular component (GO): endoplasmic reticulum
Source: RefSeq, a predicted model, not a curated record
CGUCUCCUUCCUCGCACACAAGGUUUCACAGAGCAAACGGAAAGCUCCAUUGAAGCACAUACAGAAACAUCGUAAAGUAGGAAGCAAAAAUAUAUAUAACCUCAAGAAUUCAAAAUGGGUGCUUUGGUGAAGCUUGUUGACGCCACACUCUUCGUCUUCUUCGUCGUAAUUGCGCUUGCAGCGCCCUUAAUCGACGCGCAGACAUGCCUGCCUCAGAGCCUCUUCCCAAGCGUGUUGGUUGAGCUCAAGAGCUGGUACGCGCGCCAAUAUGGCGAUUAUCUCGUGGCCCAGAAGCCCCAUUUCUUUGUUGGGAUCGUUUGGCUCGAGCUGCUCUUUCAGUGGCCUCUUUCAAUUGCCAACCUGUACGGAAUUUUGGCUGCCAAGUCUUGGUUCAACACCACCUGCUUGAUCUAUGGCGUUUCUGUGUUCACCUCCAUGGUUAUUAUAUUAUCAGAACUGGUUCAGUCCGGCAAGGCUUCUGAUAAGCUGUUGUAUAUGUACUUCCCUUUUCUGGGGUUAGGUGUUUUGGCCAUACUGCGUGGGCUGCUGCCACCAUCCAGCACAACUAGUUCGAGGAUUGGCAAGAGACCUACAUUGGGUAGGAAAAAGAAGGCUUGAGAUACAACUGACUGACUGACUGAGAUUUUGUAAGUGUGUGUUAUAUUUGUCACUUUAUGACAUCAAGUCCACAAUGUAUCGGUGAAACUCUUCUAAUGGAUGAUUGGAAGGUUUUGACAAUUGUGUUUCAGUUUAGUGCAUGCUUGAUGUUCACCUCUUUAGUGAUUGUAUGUGAAUACUCUGGUGAGUUUCUCCCUUCAUCUCUUACUUCAACAAAGAGGUCAGAGUGUUUAUUAGACAUUGCUGGUUUUACCUUCUGUUGGGAAUAUCUCUGUUCUGCGCAUAUUUUUGUUUGAGCUGGCUGCUUGCUGCUGCUGCUCUCUUGUUAGUAAUUUAUCAAAUUUUGGGGGUGAGGUAAAAUAGAGAUAUAACAUAUAACUAUCUCUUAAUGACGUCUUAAAUCUCGUAUCCAGAUUGAUUUCAUACUUGUAUACCAAGGAGGAUUAACUUAGGAACUCUUUGUCAGUAGUGGACGUGCCCUGCUGCUGUGAUUAUGAAGGAGCUUUAUGUAAGAGUUUUCUUGGUGACCUGAAGUAUCCAUGUCUUGAAGGGGACCUGUUUUUAACAUGCUUGUUAAAAGCAGGUGAAAAGUUCAUGUCCAACAUGGUUAAAAGUUUUCAAUUUGAAUGACUUUCACUUUUACUUGCAAGAUAGCAAGUGCAGAAAGGACAUCAUUUGAUGAGAAUAUUAAUUGCAACCA